Molecule: messenger RNA, 855 nt
Organism: Zophobas morio
Lineage: Eukaryota; Metazoa; Arthropoda; Insecta; Coleoptera; Tenebrionidae
Product: ribosome maturation protein SBDS-like
Exons: 8
Coding region: 62-811 (249 amino acids)
Biological process (GO): ribosome biogenesis; cytosolic ribosome assembly
Source: RefSeq, a predicted model, not a curated record
UAAAAUGACAAUCAACUCAUCUGGUUGAAGAUAAAUUAUCGACUUAGUUAAAUUUUAUAUUAUGUCAGCUGCAGUCUUUACGCCCGUUAACCAGGUAAGAUUGACCAACGUUGCGGUAGUGAGGCUGAAGAAGGGUGGCAAACGUUUUGAAUUGGCUUGUUACAAAAACAAAGUUAUAUCUUGGAGAAAUAAAGUUGAAACAGACUUGGACGAGGUACUACAAACGCGUACAAUAUUUACAAACGUUAGUAAAGGAGAAGUGGCAAAAAAGGUUGAUCUGGAAAAAUGUUUUAAGACCUUCGAAGAACAGAGGAUAAUAGAAGAGAUUUUAAGGAAGGGAGUUUUGCAAGUCUCUGAAAAGGAGCGCCAAGCUGCAUUAGAAUCGUCUUUUAAGGAAAUAGCUAGUUUGGUUUCUAACCAAACUGUGGAUCCUGGUUCAAAAAAGCCUUACCCUGUGACAGUUAUAGAAAAUGCCAUGAAACAAGCGCACUUCUCUGUGAAACCGCAGAGGCCUGCUAAAUUACAGGCUUUGGAAGUCAUUAAACUCUUAAAAGAGUCGAUGCCCAUUGAACGUGCUCAGAUAAGGAUACAAAUAAAUUUUCCUGUCCAAUUUAAGUUAGUUAAAGAUCAGCUUGAAGCUCUAGUAGUUUUAACCGAGCAUCUCGAAGUCAACUCGGAGGUGGAAAUGAUAUGCUUAAUCGAGCCAGGAAUGUGGAGAAAAGUGGAAAUUUGUCUUCGGACAGCAACUAAAGGAGCUGGGAUCCUUCAGAUACUGUGCCUUCGAUCCAAUGAAAAUGAUGUUUUCGGCUAACCGCUCUUUAACACCCUUAUGCGUAAUAAAAGGUCCUUUAGCUU